Phytomonas sp. EM1 is the source of this 946-nucleotide messenger RNA. NCBI's taxonomy places the organism in Eukaryota, Euglenozoa, Kinetoplastea, Trypanosomatida, Trypanosomatidae. The record is from the annotation of a GenBank genome assembly.
GUAUUUUGUCCUCGUAAAUCUAGCGUUCUCCGCGUGCACGGACGCAUAAAAAAGGGGGAUAAAAAUGUUUCGCCUCUCUCUGGCUCGUCUGGCCCUUCCAAAGGAUAAAAAAGAACUUAUGGAAUUGGUUAAGUCUUUGCGUUAUCGUACAGAAGCAGCCAUCAUGGACUGCACUUCAGCAUUAAAGGAGUCCGAUGGCGAUAUUGAUGCAGCAAUCCAGAUUCUACACAAAAAGGGCCUUGCCCGGGCUAUGAAAAAGACUCAUCGAAUCACAGAGAACGGCUUCUUAGUCCGCUGCGUCAGUUCUACUCCCGCCAACGGUGCGGCGAUCAUAACAAUGUGCAGUGAAACCGACUUCGCGGCUCGCAAUGAGCACUUUCAAAAAGUUUGCCUACAGACUAAAUAUCGCUUUGAGGAAAUGCUUGAUAGGAGUCAGGGGAAAGUCCUGAACCAUCCGGAGGACGCCACAAAGGAGCUCAGUUUGGCCAUGGAUAGCGUCCUAAAGUCUAUGAUCGCCGUGCUUGGGGAGAAUGUUCGGGUGCGCUCGGUGACGCCGCUUAAAAUCCCCCCUCGUCCCUCGGAGCAUCUUUCUAUAGGUAGCUACACCCAUGGUGCGGUGGGCGUCGAAGAUGUUGGCCGAUUUGUUGGCCUUGUUGCGGUCGAACACCUUCGAACGGGGGAGGUGGUCCAGCCGGAUGUGCUCACUUCUGUGGCUAGGCACUUCGUAGCGACAUCGGGCGCGGAGGGCAGCUAUACACAGCAGAACUUCUUCGGCUCGGAGGACGAACCCCUAGGCAGGUGGCUGAAGCGGCACCAUCUGCGAUUCAUUAGCAGUCUUGUGAUGGAGUUUGGGAAGGAGCCGGUCGAACAUGCUGCCAUACAAAGCGCGGGGAACAGCGCGGCGAAGAGUGCACAGGAAACACCCAUACAGGAGAUGGGCAAAUGA